Molecule: messenger RNA, 1272 nt
Organism: Mangifera indica (mango)
Lineage: Eukaryota; Viridiplantae; Streptophyta; Magnoliopsida; Sapindales; Anacardiaceae
Product: ATPase GET3A-like
Exons: 7
Coding region: 73-1146 (357 amino acids)
Biological process (GO): post-translational protein targeting to endoplasmic reticulum membrane
Cellular component (GO): GET complex
Molecular function (GO): ATP hydrolysis activity; ATP binding
Source: RefSeq, a predicted model, not a curated record
AAAUUGAUUGGAAUCGUUUCUUCGGAAUUGAGAUUGAAAAGAAGCAAACCGUAUUAAUUGAAAGAAUAAAAGAUGGAAGAUCAAGAAUUCCCUGAGGGAAGCGUAAAGAACAUAUUGGAGCAGGACAGCCUCAAGUGGGUCUUCGUUGGAGGCAAAGGCGGUGUUGGCAAAACGACAUGUAGUUCGAUUCUCUCGAUCCUUUUGGCCGAAGUCCGACCUUCUGUUUUGAUCAUAUCCACUGACCCAGCUCACAAUCUCGGCGAUGCCUUUCAGCAACGCUUCACCAAAACUCCUACUUUGGUUAACGGCUUCUCAAAUCUUUAUGCUAUGGAGGUGGAUCCUGCUGUUGAAGAAGACAUGGGAUCUAGUGACGGGAUGGAUGGCUUGAUUUCUGAGCUGGCAAAUGCAAUUCCUGGUAUUGACGAGGCUAUGAGCUUCGCAGAAAUGCUGAAAUUGGUACAGACAAUGGAUUAUUCUGUUAUAGUAUUUGAUACAGCACCAACAGGCCAUACACUCAGGCUAUUACAAUUUCCGUCAACUUUAGAGAAGGGGCUUAAUAAGAUGAUGUCUUUGAAAAAUAAGUUUGGUGGAUUAAUGAGUCAGAUGACCCGUAUGUUUGGUAUGAAUGAUGAUUUUGGGGAGGAUGCUCUCUUGGGAAGGCUUGAGGGCAUGAAGGAUGUGAUUGAACGAGUUAAUAAGCAGUUUAAAGACCCAGACUUGACAACAUUCGUCUGUGUUUGUAUUCCAGAGUUCCUUUCUCUCUAUGAAACUGAGAGACUGGUGCAGGAACUCACCAAAUUUGAGAUAGAUACACACAAUAUUAUCAUUAACCAAGUACUUUUUGAUGAGGAAGAUGUUGAAUCCAAGCUGCUUAGAGCUAGAAUGCGGAUGCAACAAAAGUACCUUGAUCAAUUCUACAUGUUGUACGAUGAUUUCAACAUAACUAAGUUGCCAUUGCUCCCGCAAGAGGUCACCGGUGUUGAAGCUCUUAAGUCAUUUUCACAGCAUUUUAUGACACCAUAUCAACCAUUGACUAGUCGAGGGUCAGUAGAAGAAUUGGAACGGAGAAUAAGCAAUCUAAAGAAAACGUUGGAAGAAGCUGAAGAAGAAUUAGAGAGAGUAAGAAAAGGAAAACAGAAGGCAUAAUAAUGAGCAAAAUGUUUACACCCCACUUGCUACUUUUUUCUUAUGCAAUUUCCCGAGUUAACAAAAGGAGGCUGGUGACCUCUCAUUGAAUUGAGCUGCCAAAUGAAACCCCUUUUUGUUGUUUUA